This is a messenger RNA of Phascolarctos cinereus (koala), 6120 nucleotides long. RefSeq names its product SSX family member 2 interacting protein (gene SSX2IP). Gene Ontology annotation, cellular component: centriolar satellite; ciliary basal body. Gene Ontology annotation, biological process: intraciliary transport involved in cilium assembly. The record is from RefSeq and is a predicted model, not a curated record. NCBI's taxonomy places the organism in Eukaryota, Metazoa, Chordata, Mammalia, Diprotodontia, Phascolarctidae.
GAGAAGCAGAGUGUAAAGAAUAUGGGGGAGAACAAUCAUGCUGUCCUCUGUUCUUAUCAGUUGGAAUAUCUCGAUAAUCUCUGGUGGGACAUAGACAAUUGCUUGAUGGAGAUUGUCUAUUAUGUUAAGAAGGCUAGAAACUAUGCCAUAAGAUUAAUUGAAGGAACUAAGUCUGGAGAAGAGAAGAAUUUGGAGGGACAGGAAAUCUGUCUUCAAGGAUUUGAAGGGUGGUUUUGUGUGGGAUGGAUUAGAAUUGUUUUCUUUGGUCCCGAGUGAGCACAAAUCAGAAUAGGCAGACUGCAGAGACAGAUUUUAUCUCAAUACAAGAAAAACUUCCUAACAAAUUUGUCCAAUGGUGGAGGCUGCCUAUCACUUAACAAUAGGGAUAGGGCCUGGACCUGUGACCUCAAAUUGGUUUAACUGCUCUGAGAAGAGGAAGUACCCUUUAAUAAUACUAUUAGGUACUUUCUUGACAAUUUAUAUCCUUACAGAGUUGCCUAGAGUGUGGAGAGAUUAAAUUACUUGCCCAGAGUCACGUAGUAUGGGCCAGUGUGGGUCAAGGACUUGAACUUAAGUCUUCUUGGUUUUAAGACUAGCUCAUUAUCCAAUGUCACCUAGAAGAAUCACUUUGAAGAGCUCAAAUAGAUAUUACAAAAACAAUGUGUUCUGAAGGCAAUCCCCCAAAUAUGUUGACCAUAGCUUCUUUAGAUUUCCUUGCCCUCCCUUUAAUUGUUCAUCAUUACCAAGAGUAAAUAAACUAUGGUUAAAUUCAUGCAUUGGACUUUUUAUGCUUGCAGGUGUUUGGGUACAGUUAUGUGUUAACUAUUUAAGAAAGGAAAAGAGCCAAAAGAAAGUACUAAGUGUAUUUGAGGUUAUUUUAAAAUGAUAGCAGGUAAUAGUUUUGCCUUUCUUUGCAUCUUAAGUGCUUGUCACAGUGCCUGGCACAUAGUAGGUGCUUAUUGACUUGUGACUUUUGAAGACCCAUAGAUGAAUCUAAUAGAGAUCUUGAUUCUGGGAUGAUUAUUUUGGUGAUUCUUUUGACGGUUUUCAUUUCAGCAUCACUCUUCUGAGUAAACCUCCCGAGUUUUUCUUCUUUUUCCUUUCUUUCUACAUUCUUUCAUUACCAAAUCGGUAAGAGAAUCAUUCCAUUUUCCUCUCAGAUUCCCACUUCCAUUAGUCCUCUACUUAGUGGCUGGUUUGAUGCCUUAUUUGGACACCUACUUCCCAGCAUCGGCCAUUCACAAAAGUCUUAACUAGUUCAAAUUGGAGGAUCUUUUCACAAAAGUCUUAACUGGUUCAAAUUGGAAGAUCUUUUCGGUAUGGAACUUCUACUUUUCACAGCUCUGUUUUCUUCUCACUCUAUUCUGCCUUUAUUGAAAAUCUUGGAUUUGAAAAAAAAACUCCAACACAGUUCUUAAGGCUGACGAACUUUUUUGUUCUUGUCUCAAUUUGUUAUUUUAGUUAGAGCAAACUGCCAAGAAUCAUAUUAAAAUAUUAAACCUGCAUUUUAAUGCCUCUUCUUCCUUGCAAGUCCCUUGACUUCAAUAAAAUUCACCAUCCUUUCCAUUUUACAAGGCAUCUUGGUGUUUUUUUUUUAACUUCAAUCACUUGCUUGCAGUGUUCUUCUAUCCUCUCCUUCAGGAGUCUUUCCUCUUCUUUCUUCACUCUCCAAAGUAGACAUAGAGGCACAUAUAAGAAAAACGAAGAGAAGAUUAGUUCAUAUCGUUUUUGCUCUUAAUAUUUCUGGCAUGCCAAGCCACGGAACAUGAGUUGGUCUACACUUUUUUAUUGUGUAGGUAUGAUUUUUGGCAUCCCUUCUGUUUAUACGACUCGAGAGAGGCACAUCUUUCAUCUUGUCCAGUUUUUCUGGUGUGCAUAAGUCGCUCUUGUAUUUUCUUUCUCUAUCCUUUCUGGUCUAUUUUAGACGUGCCAACUUCUUCCUUUUAGGCUGUUGUCUGUAUUCAGGCAUCCCUUGAGCCUGACCUAAUUCUGGAAGUCAAUUAUUGUUGUCCUAUCGGUGUCCUUUUGCCAAAGCUCAUGGUUGGGCUCCAGAAAGUGGAAAAAACCUUCUCGCCUAGAGUUGUUGGCGUGUGUUCACUUAGACCCGUUAGAAAACGCAGCCAAAAAAUGUCUUCUUAUCCACAUCCUGAGCAAGGAGUUGAAGUGUGAGUUGAGCAGGGAGUGGGAGAGCCUGGACAGUCCGCUCCGGGUGAUUCACAGGAUCUAACAGGUGCGUAGCUGCAGCUGCGCUCCUAUCCCAAGCCUAGAGUGUAGGAAAUAAGACUUUUCAAGAGGAGGGGGAAGGGGGUGGAGCGAAUGGGGAGGCCCAAUCAAGUCAAUGUAGGCCGCCGUUAUUCAUCUCCUAGCAACCAAGGGAACCAAUGGGAAAGAGCCUAGGUAGUGGAAGGCGUGGGGGAGGGGUGGGAACAGUUCAAACCUGCGGCCCUAGGGAGGGGAGGCAAAGCAGAAGGGGGCGGAGCCUAAACUGGGGAGAUAGUCCAGGAGGCGGGGCCUAGUGAAGGGAGGCUCAGCCUGAGGCACCUCAUUCUUGGGCCUGGCAGUUGGGGGAUUGUAGCUGCAGAGGGGAGUCUGGUGGUCGUAAGGCGAGGAGACCCUCCCCACACCCCCCCCCGUCCAUGGGGGGGGCCAUGACUGGACUGCAGUGGAGACAUCAUUUCUGAAUCUGUAAAUAUAAGAAAAACUAAGUUCACAGAUGAUGCAUACAUAGAAGAUUUUCAAAACAGUUGGACUGAAUGCGUUAUUGCUGAGCCAGUCACUCAGGUAUCACCUAGCUGUCUUGAUUGCUAUGGGAGAUUGGAAGACUAUUACAGUGCCAAUUCCAUCAUCAGAAAGCAAAAAUAUUUCUCAGUUUACCUCAGAAACCAAUAUGUCACCUUCAAGUUUAUGCUCACAGCAAGUUCUGUGUCCUUCACUACCUUUGGCAAAGAGUGUGCACAAUUUUUUCAGGGCUUUCUGCACAGAAGAGAAUGUUGACCAGAGUGUGUCCUAUCUUGAUCAGGAGCUGACUACUUUAGGUUUUCCUUCAUUAUAUGAAGAAUCCAAAGGUAAAGAGGUUAAAAGAGAUUUAAAUAUAGUUGCAGUUUUAAAUUGUAUCCAAGAACUACUUGUACUUCAUCGAAAGAACCUCCUAGCUCAGGAAAAUGUGGAAACACAGAAUUUGAAACUGGGAAGUGAUAUGGACCAUCUGCAGAACUGCUAUUCCAAACUGAAGGAACAACUAGAAACAUCUAGGAGGGAAAUGAUUGGGCUUCAGGAGAGAGACAGACAGCUGCAAGGCAAGAACAGAAACUUGCAUCAGUUACUUAAAAAUGAGAAGGAUGAGGUACAAAAAUUACAGAAUAUCAUUGCAAGUCGGGCAACUCAGUAUAAUCAUGAUAUGAAGAGAAAAGAGCGAGAAUAUAACAAGCUAAAGGAACGUCUUCAUCAACUUGUUAUGAAUAAAAAGGAUAAAAAAACAGCUAUGGAUAUUUUAAAUUACGUAGGGAGAGCAGAUGGAAAGAGAGGUGCCUGGAGAACUGGCAAAACUGAAGCUAGGAAUGAAGAUGAAAUGUAUAAAGUUCUGUUGAGUGACUAUGAACAACGCCAGAAGCAAAUUCUAUUGGAAAAUGCUGAACUCAAGAAAGUCCUUCAGCAAAUGAAAAAGGAAAUGAUUUCUCUUCUGACAUCACAAAAGCAAAAACCUAAAGAAAAAGCUGAGGACACUCCUGGGACUGUCCUGUCGGAUGUCGAAGAAGAUAAUUCAGAACUAAGUAAAGAAAAUAUGUGGGAACUCUCCUGUGAAACUGUGAGAGAGCAGCUUACUAAUAGCAUUAGAAAACAGUGGAGAAUUCUGAAAAGUCAUGUUGAAAAACUUGAUACCCAAGUAUCAAAGGUACACUUGGGAGGCUUUAAGGAUGAGGAAGUUAUCUCAAGACAGGAUCAUGAACAAGAAACUGAAAAACUGGAGUUGGAAAUUCAGCAGUGCAAAGAAAUGAUCCAGACUCAGCAGCAGCUUUUACAGCAGCAGUUCACCACUACGUGUGAUGAUGACACCUCCUCAUUAUUACAAGACUGUUAUUUAUUGGAAGAAAAAGAACGUCUUGAAGAAGAAUGGGCCUUAUUUAAAGAACAAAAAAAGAACUUUGAGAAAGAAAGACGGAGUUUUACAGAAGCUGCAAUCCGACUAGGACUAGAGAGGAAGGCCUUUGAAGAAGACCGAGCUGGUUGGCUAAAGCAGCAGUUCUUAAACAUGACUUCUUUUGACAAUAAGAACUCAGAAAAUGGAAAACCUCAAAGUGCCUUUUCAGGAAGUUCUGAUCAGGACAAUCUAACACUGCACUCCAAGCCUGGACAAAAAUCUUAUUCUGUGUUUAGCGAGUCUUCAGUACGCACGUCUAAACUCACUAAAUCUCUACCUGUUUCCCCUUCCACUUCAGAGCUUUUCCAGACAAUUCGCCAUAUAUCAGAAAAUAGUUCAAGCUGUGUACUGAAUGUAGCUACAGAAGACACUAAACCAAAUCAGGUUGGAAGGGAAUGCACAGCUCAGAAAUGGAGUGUGGCAUCAAGAUCGGACUCGCAGGAAGGAGGCUGUUCUGGUUCACGAUCUUUGGCCUGUACAGAUUGGUCCAUAGAACACAGAGAUGGCUUACCAUAGGCAUACCGUAUGGAUGUGCUUGAUUAAGUUAAUGUGUUCAUAAAUUCUCUUGUCUAAGAUGCAAAGUGGGAUAAACUUGAUCGUAUUUAAUGGUUUUAAAGAAAGUCGUCUUGAGUUGUUUGUUCUGACUUCCCUAUCCUCUGUUCCCCAAAGAACUGAAAUGUUAUCCAUUGAAAAAGAUACAGAAGCUUUGGAUUUUUAGUAACAGAAGCUUCUGGUUCUGUGAAUAAAGGAAUGUAGAGACAUUUCAGAUGGAAACUGAAGCACUAGAAGGAGCGUUUCUUUUUAUAGACAUAAAAGGUAGCACUUUUAGGAAACCAAUUAUUGUAAAUGUUUAAUUUUGUUCCAAAUGUAACUGGCAUUGGAAGUUAUGCCUUUACUUGAAUGUACAAUGUAGAUUUUUAACAAAGCAAGCUUAUAUUUAUUACGUCUUGUGUGAUUUGAAAUUGCCUCUUUCAUAUGUUUUAAAUUGAGAUUUAUGUAUAUUUUGUACAUAGUUAUACAUGAUUAUGUUAAGAUGCUUUAAAAUUAAAUAAUUUCAUGCAUCCAUAAUCAUAGUAUUUUAUAUGCCAGUUUAAACCUUUUUUUAGUAAUAUUCUGUUUACAGAUGUGUUAGGGCUGUUGCCAUAUUACAUUAAAGGACUGGACUUUUUAAAUAUAUCUGAGCAAUAAAUGUGAAAAAGCUAUUCUUAUGAAACUGAUUUCUUACAAUGUUUAUUACUGAGUACUGUAGAAAUUAUUCACUUGGGUUUUAAAACAUGGGUCAGUUAUUUAAAAGGACAGUUUUUAUACAUUAUAUAUAUAUGUAUGUGUAUUAUAUAUAUAUGUUAUGUAUACAUACAUAGAAAAUUUUAUAUACACACAUAUAUGUCAUUUGGGGGCAUGGAAUCAGAAAUACCUUUAAAAUAAGACCAUCUCAGAAUUAUAUUUCUACUGGUUAGAGUAUUGAUUAUGGUGAUAUUUGUUUGACUGGCACAGCAGCAAUUAUCUACCAUUAGCUAGAGUAUCUGUUCCAGCUGGAGAUGUGAAGUGGCCAUGUAGCGUUUAGGAUUUACCAUUGAAGCAUUUUGGUAUGCUUUUAUGGGACAUUUUUUUAAAGGUUCCUUGUACAAUCCAGUUCCUAGCACACUGGCACAUUGAAUAUAAAAUCCUGUUAAAUCCAGCGUUUCCCAUGAUUGCUAUAGAGUAGAAAGAGGGAGAAGGAGGGAGGAAAAGAACACAGGUUCGCAUUCUUCUCCAAAGGAACCAUCCCAUUGCAAUCAGGUGGUAAACUGUGCAAGGUCCCAUAGAGACCCAGUACGUGCCUUUCGAGGGCUACACAUCAGACUGGCCUGUCUGCCAUUGUGUUUCUGGGCAACCUGCCAUAUAUAUAAUAUGUAAACCAUGUCACUCUUUUGCUCACCAAGCUUCAAUGAGUCAUCCUGUUAUCUACAGGAUAAAAUAAAAUCUGUUUGUCAUUUAAAGCC